Messenger RNA from Mobula hypostoma (lesser devil ray), 3424 nucleotides. Its product is annotated as eukaryotic translation initiation factor 2 subunit 1. The transcript has 8 exons. Bases 155 to 1102 code for a protein of 315 amino acids. Gene Ontology annotation, biological process: translational initiation. Gene Ontology annotation, molecular function: translation initiation factor activity; RNA binding; ribosome binding. Gene Ontology annotation, cellular component: eukaryotic translation initiation factor 2 complex; eukaryotic 48S preinitiation complex. NCBI's taxonomy places the organism in Eukaryota, Metazoa, Chordata, Chondrichthyes, Myliobatiformes, Myliobatidae. The record is from RefSeq and is a predicted model, not a curated record.
GCGUCUGCGCGGUGCGCGCUCGGGAAACUUCUUCGGGGCCUGGGAGCCGGGCGCAAGCGGUGUGCAGGAGGCCGGGUUUGGACAGCACUUCUCUCGGCGUGCGUUCGUGUGCAGCGGGCGGUGGCGGUUGCGCUGCUGAGAGAUUACACGCAGAAUGCCAGCUCUUAGUUGUCGAUUUUACCAACACAAAUUUCCAGAAGUGGAAGAUGUGGUCAUGGUAAAUGUCCGUUCUAUUGCCGAGAUGGGCGCCUAUGUAAGCCUUCUAGAGUACAACAACAUCGAAGGCAUGAUUCUUCUCAGUGAGCUUUCAAGGAGACGUAUCCGAUCCAUCAACAAACUUAUUCGCAUAGGUAGAAAUGAGUGUGUAGUUGUAAUUAGAGUGGACAAAGAGAAAGGCUACAUUGAUCUGUCCAAACGUAGAGUUUCACAAGAAGAAACCAUAAAAUGUGAAGACAAGUUUACCAAAUCCAAGACUGUGUACAGUAUCUUGCGGCACGUCGCUGAGGUGCUUGAGUACACGAAAGAUGAGCAGCUAGACUCCCUAUUUCAGAGAACAGCCUGGGUCUUUGAUGAGAAGUACCGGCGGCCUGGAUAUGGAGCUUAUGAUGCAUUUAAACACGCAGUUUCAGACCCUACCAUUCUGGACAGUCUUGACUUGACAGAAGAAGAGCGGAGUGUAUUACUCGAAAAUAUUAGACGGCGUCUGACCCCACAGGCUGUUAAAAUUCGAGCAGAUAUUGAAGUUGCGUGUUACGGAUAUGAAGGUAUUGAUGCUGUAAAAGAGGCACUUCGAGCUGGUCUAGAAUGUUCUACAGAAAGCAUGCCCAUUAAGAUAAAUCUCAUAGCUCCUCCAAGAUAUGUCAUGACUACCACAACACUUGAGCGUACAGAAGGUCUUUCUAUUCUAAACCAAGCAAUGUCGGCAAUUAAAGAACGUAUAGAGGAGAAAAGAGGAGUGUUCAACAUCCAGAUGGAGCCUAAGGUGGUUACAGAUACUGAUGAAACAGAAUUGGCUAGACAACUUGAGCGACUGGAGCGGGAAAAUGCUGAAGUCGACGGAGAUGAUGAUGCAGAUGAAAUGGAAGCAAAAAAUGAGGAUUAAAUACUUACUGGAUUCUAGAAAUUGACCAGAAGAGAGAAAAUUCCCUUCAAAAUUCAGACUACAAAGCUAUCUUUUUUUUUUGGAUUUAUCCAAAAUACUUCAUGCACAUAUUUCAUUUCUCAUUUUCCUAAUGUGACUGGCUAUUGUUCUGAACAUCUUCAUAUCAAUUAAAAAACAAACCAGGUUAAUCAACUUCUUUGAACUGCAACUGCUAGAGUUUUUAUUAAAAAAAUAUUAAACACGCAAGCUGAUCCUUGCUGUUAAAUUUGCAGCCAGUCUUCCACGCAAAUCACUAAUUGGAAUUUUACAAGUAUUUGAUCCUCUGGAAGAAAGGAAUUUUUUCUCAAAAGAUUGUAUUCAGAACAUCUAACAAAAAAUAAACAUUGGCAAAAUAAUCUUUGAAACUUCAAGCCUUUUAUUUUGUAUUUUUGGCACUGCCUUUAUGCACUAUCUGAUAUAUCAAUAGUUGUGAGUAACAAAGUAAAGCAUCUAUUUUCUUUUGAUGUGGGGAAGCUGCCUGUAGUCAAGUUGAGUUCUCUCUGCAAAUCUGUUUUUGCAUUUUCAUUGUGUAACUUGUCAGCACAUGAAAUUUGGCAUGCUAUUUUUAAUCAUGAAUUUGGCUUAUUCAUUUACGCUGAGUACUAUAAAAAUAGUAUGGCUGCGUGUUUCUGCUGAAAAUUUUAUAGUGCUUUAUUUUGAUAUUUCACUAAAGUUUUCACGACUAUUAUGUAUUUAGUUCUUAAAAUAUCAAGAACUUAAGCCUGCUUCUGAACUGCGCCUAUUUUUCAUGCUCAGUUAGCUCACACCCACAAAUUGUGAAGGUGAUCUUAAUAGACAAAAAUAUUCAUGUCCCAAGUACAGGCUGCCAAUUCUGCUUUCCAACCAAACCAUUUGUUGGCUUAAAAGUAAUUUUUUUUUGUGGCAUUAACACUUCGGUAUCUAGCUUACUAAGGCAGAUUACUUACUUUUUUUUUGGUUAUUGGAAUUGUCUUGCCAUAUUUUCAAAUGCUUGUUAGACUGUGGUAACAUGACGUUGCUUAAGUACUGGUGCCAUGUGGGGAACAAUUAAACGUGAUGCUGGACUCAUUACUAUAAUACAUCACAAAUUCAUAGAAUACGAAUUGAUCCCAGAAAAGAGUUUGGAUUGUAAAAUGGAAGUCUCAUAGCAUUUAUUACAUUUUCCAGAUGCCCACUGGUUUGUAAAUUCAUUGACUGUCCUUAAACUGUGCAUCAAAUAGUUAUUCAUUUUAUUUUGAAUCGUGAACUUUCCACUGAAUUUUGGAGAAUGAUGUGUUUUAAAGCUCUUGAUCUGGUAAGCUCAAGACUUGUGUGCUGGAUUAGCAAGUUUUCUGUUGUCUAUUUUCUAGUAAAUGAUUAAGUUUCAAGGGAGCAAGGGUAAACUGCACCAAAUAGUUACAAGGCAUUGGUGAGAGCACUGGUGAGCCAGAUGCCAAACCAUCAGGAUUUCUAUUUCAGCAGAAAGCAGAUUAUCAGAGACCAUCUAAUUUCUAAAGCCGGUAUUAUAUUAGCAACUCUCUAUAUCACACCUGUUACAUUGAGUGAUAUUUGAAACAUUGAAGAGAGCAUCAUUUGACCAACUAAGCUAUGUUAAAAUUGCCCUGCACCUUUUACGUUUGUGUGUGGUAUCAUUUUUUUUCCUUUCCAGUCACUUUUUAAUAACACAAUUAUACUUAACGCGGUUCCCAUUCCUUCACACUCCUGUAAAAGUUGUCAUUUAAUACCUCCACCAGUUCUUUAUUAUUUGCAUAUUUAAGAUAUAUUGUCUAAUGAUCUGUUUGUUGUUAUAGCUAAGUCAUAAUCCUUCACCUCUAAAUUGAUUUUCUUUGGUAUAUCUACCACUGGAUUUGUUAGGUUAUUUAGAUAUUUACCCUUUUCAGGAAUGCUAACUUUUAAGUUUAAAUUGCAUGGCCUCUAAGGAGGAAUGUGAGACGUUCAUUCUGCAGUGUAAAGUUCCUGGAGAGAAUCUGUACCUAUUAGUGCCAUUUUAAUACUUGUAACAACCUGAUUGUUGAACAGUGUAAGUGUUUAUGUGCCAUAGAAAAGAGUAUGGGGAAUUUCUACCAUAAUGCAACUUCCAACAUUUUUAUUACUUAAUCUGUAAGAGCAAUUCAUUUGAUUUUGAUAUUUUCAGACAGGCAAUGUAAGCUAUAAUUAAUGUAUUAUUUGAUAAUUGAAUUUGGCAUGUCUUGAUAGAAACUAAAAUUUUGGCGGUUUCUCUGGGGUGGGAGGAGGUGAAACCUUUUGCAAAUUUGGUUUUAUUACAGAAGAGACUUAAUAUCAAAAGUUUGCUUGUGCAAUAAA